CAGAUAAGCCCGCGGGAUGGACGAUUAUUAUUACAUUUCGGUACGUGUGAUUGUGUGAGAUAGGCUUCGCCCCGGGCGUCGCUCGUGGUGCGAUGCUACGCAUGUGCUGUGCCGGCCGCGCCACUUGACACAUAGUGCUGUGAUAUGCUUGCCUUACUAUACAUAUACAUAUAGUGAUCCGACGGUAUGAAUCUUUAUAUGCAGUGUCACCGUGAGCUGUGACAAGAAAUUUGCAAAAAAAUAUUUUUAAGAACAUUACUUUUUUACCAAAAAGAUGACUUUUCGAUGUGUUCCUACUUUCCAAGCUGUCUCCAACGAUAGUAACGCCACCUGGGAGCGGCUGGGCAGCGGCGGAUUGGGGCUCGGCGGCGGCGGGUUCCGCGGUGGCGGACAGCCGUCUCUCGCCGACUUCCAGCCGCCAUACUUCCCGCCGCCCUUCGCGCCCGCGCCGCACCCCGCCAGCCCGCAUCAUCAGCAACAGAGCCAUGGCAUGGAGUACGGCGGCGGCGGCGGCGGCGGUGAGUACGCGCAGCACUAUGCGCCGCAGCAGCUGCUGCCGCGCCACCACGUGACGCACCACGAACCGCACGCCCAUCUGCGCCACCACCGCGACCAUCAUGACGCGAUACACGCGCACCAUUUAUCGCACGGCGGCUUCAGCUACGGCGGUGGUGAGCGACGCGCGGACUACGGCGCGCGGGAACAGCACGAGCUCGCUCUGCACCACGCGCUACACUCCACUGAGGAGACGCCGAAUGCAACGAUGGACGAUACGACUGGCUUUAUGACGGACAUUCCUUUAUUAAAAACAAUGAAAGGCCGCGACGGUCUCGGCGGUACGGGGUCGUGCGCGCCAAACGACGUGUUCUGUUCCGUGCCCGGUCGCCUGUCACUCUUAUCUUCCACCAGCAAGUACAAGGUGACAGUAGCAGAGGUGCAGAGGAGGUUGUCACCCCCAGAGUGUUUAAACGCGUCGCUACUCGGCGGAGUGUUAAGAAGAGCGAAAAGCAAAAAUGGCGGACGAUUACUCCGAGAGAAGUUAGAGAAGAUAGGACUCAACUUACCGGCGGGGAGACGGAAAGCCGCCAAUGUCACGCUCCUCACUUCGUUAGUAGAAGCGGAGGCAGUGCACCUGGCCCGCGACUUUGGCUACGUGUGCGAGACAGAGUUCCCGGCGCGGGCGCUGGCGGAAUACCUCGCGCGGCAGUACGCGGAGCACGACGCGAGGCGCCGGCGAGACCUCUUGCAGGCCACUAAGCAGGUGACGAAAGAGCUGAUGGAUCUCCUCAACCAGGACCGGUCGCCGCUGUGCAACACGCGGCCGCCGCACCUGCUGGAGCCGGCCAUCCAGCGGCACCUCACGCAUUUCUCACUCAUCUCGCAUGGUUUCGGAGGACCGGCCAUUGUCGCCGCUCUGACUGCCAUACAGAAUUUUCUCAACGAAUCACUAAAGCAUUUAGACAAGUUGUACCCUCAGAGCGGCAUGGUGUCGUCAUCGAUGGACAAAACAAAAAUGGACCCCGACAUCAAGAAGUAACAAUAGCGUUACGACGGUGUCGGCGAACACCGCGCACGCGCAGUGAGAACUUACUUCAUUCUACUGACAGUGACUUUAGUCUACUCCGGAGUCUACAGUGACGUUUGUUCUUUAUUCAAAUACACAAGUGACUUUUAUUCUGUUUUUAAAAAUAUAUAGUGACGUUAUUCUUUAUUUGAAAUUUUUUUUUUUAUUUGUAAUAAUAAUCUAAAUUUUUGCGGAUACAAUUAUAUGCAAAUAGCUUCAGUUCGGACAUUUCGAUUCAAUAUGUCAUCAGAUGAUCGUUUGAUCUGUUAUAGACUUUGAAAAAUUCAGUUCAAACCACAGAUUUUUACGGAAUCGGUCCAAUCUUACUGGCACUGCCUUUAUAACAGAGACAUGUUCAGAACAGUUUUGAAUUUUUGUAUAUUUGUUUUUUUUUUCAUCCUUAGACGAAGAAUAAAGUCACAUACAGCCAUACAAAUUGCCAUCUCAUAAGAGUACUAAAUAAAAAUUGCGUAUAUAUUUUUAUUUCGUUUGUGGCGAUCCGCAUACAAAUAAAGUGCAAUUAUAAUAAUACUCAUGAUUGUGAGAACGUGUAAAUAUAGUUAUAGAUAACAUAUAGUAUUAAUUUAAGCAUUUAUAGUUUUAACUGCUCAAUGACUAAACAGAUUGUGUCGAAAAAGUUCCGUAACAUCCACCGCAAUACGAACACAUAUCAGUACGAUAAAUGUAAAUAUUAUUGUAGUUUUCCACAUUUUUUUCAUUAAAAGAAUACGGACAGUCUUCGGCAGGGUCACGUGACUAUUCGAAUUAAUAAAAAAAAUAUUAGCACCUAGAAAUGUCUUGACAAAUAAUUGAAAUAUAGUUUAAAGUUAUUGUCUUACCUUGUUAGUAAUUGUUCCUGAUUCGCGAAAGUUUUGAAAGCAAAUGAUACCUUAUAAAAAACGGUUAAUUAUGACAAUUUAAACAUUCCCUUCCUUUUUCAAAGAUAUUUUCACAAAAAGAUUAUAAUGUCAAUAUUUUUUUACUCGUCAGUUAACAGCCUGGGAUAUUUAAUUAUUAAUUUCUAUAAAAAAAAAUCUCUUUUUGAAAAACCUUUAUCGCCAAUUUUUUAAUCAUCAGCCCAACCACGGACUGUCCUAGAAAUUUAGAUGAUAAAAAAACAUGAAACCUCUUUAGUUGGUAAUUAGAAGAUAGUUUUGCUAGUGAAUCAAUGUGAAAGUGUGCCAAUUAGUUUGUAACAUUGGAAACGAAUGAAUACUUUCCAACUGUUUUAAGUAUUUAAUAUUUAUUGUGGCUUGUAAAUACAUUGACAUUGGUAUAUUGUCUCAUUUAAGGCUUUUUUUUCUUUUUUUUUAUUCCUUUCGUGGCCAACAAUAUUUUUGUAUGUUAUUUGAGAGAACAUUUCUAAUAAGAACCAGUGCCUCUUUGCUGUGUUAUAUUGGUAUGAGAGUUUUCCCUUUUGAUUCUUAUUUUUUAUGGUAUCUAGACCAUCUGUAAACUUCACAUAAAAUUUCUGACCAUUACUUACUCGUUUAUCUUGAAAAAUAAAAGGGCUGCAAAAUCUAUAACUUACUGGUAAAUAUAAUAUGAACAGGCAAAAUAUGGUGGCCUAUUUGUUGACACCCAUGUUCUUUUUUUAAAUACAUCACAGUGUGAAAUUAAAAAAUAUAAACAUAAGGUAAGGGAACUUGAAAAAAGUUUUCUAUCAAUUAUUAAUUCAAUACUAAACUUAUCUCUCAAGUAUGGAUCUGGACUAUAAGAUGUGCCAAAAUAAAUUAAUUAUCAAUUGAAAGUUGGUUUUCAACCGUCAGACUAAAGUUAUUCGUUUUAUAAAAUGUAACAUAGACAAAUAUUUGCGUUCGCAUCAACAAAAUAAAUUGACCGUAUGACUUGUUUAUUUUGUCAGAUUAUAAUUUAUAUGUUGGAUAACUCUUACCUAAAAAAAAAGAUCUACGCAUGGCCGCAUUUUGUAUAUUAAUUUCUUUAUGUACUUUUUAUUUGUUUGUGUAAAUUGUAUUUACCUCAAAAGACAUCUCUUUUUGUGUCAAGAAAAUCUAUGGCAUUAUUAUAAGUAAUUUUCAGCACUUGUAAACCAUAGGGCCACAAUUAAUAAAGAAAACUUUGUAAUAAUAACAUUUUUUUCUUACCAUUGUAUACUUGAAUUUUGUUUCGUGGAGUAAAGAAUGAUGUUGGAAA
Manduca sexta (tobacco hornworm) is the source of this 3718-nucleotide messenger RNA. RefSeq names its product transcription factor AP-2-epsilon (gene TfAP-2). The coding region runs from base 275 to 1537 and encodes 420 amino acids. Gene Ontology annotation, cellular component: nucleus. The record is from RefSeq and is a predicted model, not a curated record. The transcript is spliced from 11 exons. Gene Ontology annotation, molecular function: DNA-binding transcription factor activity, RNA polymerase II-specific; RNA polymerase II transcription regulatory region sequence-specific DNA binding. Gene Ontology annotation, biological process: anatomical structure development; regulation of cell population proliferation; regulation of transcription by RNA polymerase II. NCBI's taxonomy places the organism in Eukaryota, Metazoa, Arthropoda, Insecta, Lepidoptera, Sphingidae.